CCUUGCCAGAAAGUACAGAGGGGAUAUAGUUGGACUGGAUUACCCAUUCGAAUUAGAAAAACCCGUCGACUUGGAGCUGGAAGCGAAAACCCUCCGAAGAAACGGAGAAGGGCAGACUCAACCCAGUACCGUCCAAAGGUGAAGGCCGCCAGCAGGCCAAAGAAGCAAUUCAAGUACCUUGAGAAAGCAAUCAUGAGGAAAAGGAGAAGGAAUGGCAACGAAGAAGACAACCAUCUUCCCCCGCAGACCAAAAGGAGUAGUAGAAACCCUGUCUUUCAGGAUUCCUGGGACACAGAGACAGUACCCGUAACGAAAAACAGUAAAGAAAACAGACUAAGAGGAAGCAAAGUGUUCUGCGCGUCUUCAAGCAGUGAUAGUGGUGGGAGCAGCAGCAGCAGCAGCAUCAAUAGCCCUGACAGGGCCAGCGGGCCAGAAAGCAACCUCAGCCAGAUCAUGGCAGGAUCCAGUCCCAACACCCCUCAGCCCAUGCCCGAGCAGUCUGCACUGUGCCAAGGCCCUUACUUCCACAUCAACCAGACCCUGAAGGAGGCCCAUUUCCACAGCCUACAGCACCGAGGACGGCCUCCGACAUGAUGGACUGGCAGUUUCUUGCCUUCUGUGAAGGGACAGACAGCGCUGUGCAGAUUUGAUAUUUCAACUUACAAUUUGUUUAAAAAAAUUGCACAAAAAAAAUGCCUGUUGGCUUUUCAGUCUAUAUUUGGAAUAACAGCUUAACAGGCGGUUGUUUACUUGUGGUUUUGCUGCACUAUUGCGAUUUCAAAGGGGCUUUGAAGCAAUUUUUUAUAGGAUUCUUUUAAGGGAGGGAGUCAAAUCCAUGUCAAGGUAGUGGUGUGAGGAAAUCCCAUCUGCGUGUUGAAUCCAUAGUGUGUCCCAUUCAGACUGGUUUCCCAAUCUGUCAACUAGAAAAAUCUACUUUAUGUAAAAAGGCCUUUUAAAAAUGCGGGAUCUUCAAUUUUUUAAAAUUCAAUAAAGUAGUAAAGAGUAUCUAGUUUCCAUGAAAAAAAAAAAAAACCCUAAGCUUUUUUCCAAAAUAUAGUUUGAAUCAGUCUUGAACUGAAAUUAACUACCAUACUACCUCUUAGUAUGUAGAUGAUGUUUUGAAGGUUCCUUCUCCUUUGUUACAGGAGAACAAUCAGAUCCAAUUAGACUGUGUUAAGCGAAGCACCCUUCUUGAUAACAGACUCUGUUCUUUGUUAUAUAAUUGUAUUUCCAGGGUGAAUGUCUUUCAGACUCUGGUAUUCUCAAAAAAACUUCUGUAUCGACAUUCCUUCCCAGUCUGCACCUCAGACUUCAGUAGAAAACACUGCAUAACUCUGAAGGAAAUACGACUUCUCAUCCUACAGACUUGCUACUUCAGCAGCCUAUAAUAGCUCAUUGAUAAUUCCACCCGUGGUGUUGACACUUGGACAGGUAUUCAUUUUACAUACAGAGAAACCUCCAACAGUCACUAGGGACACAUUCCAGCAGUGCAACUGGAAAGACAGGUGUGGCUUAGAAACAAAGGAACAGAAGCCCCCAAGGAGAAACAACGCAGUGGUAUUUAUUGGAGAGAAAUAGCUAUGUUCCCACAUUAUUUAGUCAUACUGGAGAGCCAGCCAAGUUUGAAUAAUGAAGGCGCAGAAGUGUCGUCUUCUUCGUUGACAAACUGUCUGAACAAGGAGCCUGGAUGUGUGAGGUCAUCUGCUCUGGAGAGUGCUGGAGGGACAACCUGCCAUUGGAUGUAGAGGAAAGUGCCUUAGAGUUUACCUGAGUCCUCUCCCUGCUGACAUCACUCCAAUUGGAGUCCACAUAGCACACAAGCAGCUCUGAGAAGCACGAAGAGCUCUAAUAAGAGGACUCUGCUAUUUGUCAAGAUUUGGGAAAGACAUAGGGAACAGUGAGAUUUUAUUGUGCAACAGAACUAAAUUUGAAAAUGAAGACUAUCCUAGGAAAAGGGUAAACAUAUGCACCUCCUUUCCUCAGUCUCUUCGUCUAAUAGGAAUAGAAUUCACAGGCCAGUUACUUGAAGUGGAAUCAGAGUGCUAUGGGGAAGUUACAGCAAAGCCCAUGCUUAUGCUUAAGGAGCAGGUGUUUUUUAUUUUUGUUUUUUGUUUUUUUAAUUUGCUAGGAUGUGUGUGGUAUAUGCAUUCCCCAGAGACAGAGGAAGGGAGAGUGAGAAAGCAACCCCACAUGGAGCACAGUCAUGUCACACAUCCUCCAUUUCUCACUCCUUUGGGGACACAUGCUCAGAAUGUUAAAUGGCCACGUCUGGGACUAGAAGCAUGCAGUGGGCCAUGUGGGAGCCAGCCGCCUUAACCACCAUGUCAUUGAGGCAUGCGACUGUGAGAUUUUUUUGUUUUUAGAUAUCGUCUCCCAAAUCUUAAAACCAGAUUUUUGAGAGGAUUUUGGAUCUGAAGGGGCCUAAUGGCAGGGACUAUGGAAAGGAUACAUGUUAAUAUUUUGUCUUAACAGUGAAGCAAACAACUAAAUGCUGUAAGAAGAGCUGUUGGAGCUCCCAAACACACGUGUACACAACACAAUUCAGAAAUACCCAAGACGACUUCUGCAGGCUCAAUGGAUGGCAUCCUACUGAAACAAAAUGUGUGAUAAUAGAAAAAUGUAAAACUCGACGCAAACUUCCUUUUAUUUCCCAUCCAACUAAAGAUACGGAAGAUGAAACCCUCACCAGGACAGCUCAACUGUUCUCCAAGUAUCGUCCCAGUGCUGGGUUGACAGUUAAUUCUUUACCUUACUCAAGAUAAAAAGUCUCCAUCUUAUCCUGCAGAUUGUCUACAACCUCUCAGCCUGAGAUGCAUUUCUAUUAUGAGGCUACUUAGCGUCAAUGGGCGUCUUUUUAGACUUCAAUUAGCUCAAGCUAGUAAAGCCUUGUACUUCUCCAUUGCGCCGCCAUUAAAAGCAGCAUCAGUGUG
This is a messenger RNA of Tupaia belangeri chinensis (Chinese tree shrew), 2930 nucleotides long. RefSeq names its product VCP nuclear cofactor family member 1 (gene VCF1). Lineage: Eukaryota; Metazoa; Chordata; Mammalia; Scandentia; Tupaiidae. Bases 193 to 594 code for a protein of 133 amino acids. The transcript is spliced from 5 exons. The record is from RefSeq and is a predicted model, not a curated record.